Messenger RNA from Rhipicephalus microplus (southern cattle tick), 1832 nucleotides. RefSeq names its product Zinc transporter Zip99C (gene Zip99C). The record is from RefSeq and is a predicted model, not a curated record. NCBI's taxonomy places the organism in Eukaryota, Metazoa, Arthropoda, Arachnida, Ixodida, Ixodidae. Gene Ontology annotation, molecular function: zinc ion transmembrane transporter activity. Gene Ontology annotation, biological process: intracellular zinc ion homeostasis; zinc ion transmembrane transport. Gene Ontology annotation, cellular component: membrane.
CAGGAGGCUGCGCGUAGCUCAUUGUAAACUUUGCUGAUGCGGUGCGAUGCUGGACGCAUGUCGCGCACUCUCGUAGCCGUAGAGUCUCCUAAAUUAAUCUUAGGAAACUCUAUGCUCGCAGCGAUCCCGAGCACAGCGUGUCCCGACGAAGGAGGCAGACUCGCGAGCGCGCUGCGUUUAACUUGGCUCGUGUGUGGCAGCCUCGACGCGUACGGCGAAGCACCCCUCCACCGUCUCGCUGGCGUGGGAAGACGGCCGCUGCACUCUCCAUCCUCUUCCCUCCACCGCCUGACGUUGCCCAUCAGCGGCGGCAGCCAAAGGAGUCCCACUCGAGAAUCCGUGCUAUCUCGUCGCGGCCUGAAAACUUCUUCGGUGAGCACUUCCUGUCGUGUACUUCACCGGGACAGAUUACGGUGCCUCCAUCGCUGAUGGAGAUAAGUUUUGUGUGUCUCGGUUGUACGGUAGAACACAAAACGCGAUGGCUCCGGCGAAACUGAGUGCUUCGACUUGCCUUUGAAGCCAGGCGCCAAACCACUUGGAAAAGCAUGCCGUUGGCCGCUCAGCUGCUACGGCUCGGUGUCGUGGCCGCCGCGGGCAAUGCGCUGUGUGGUGACGAACGAUCGUCGAACGUUUCCUUCGUAGAAGGCACACCGCUUCUGCGAGUGUGGCAGCUAUGGAGCCCCGCACUCGAGCACAGCUCGUCUGUACGAGCCCCACCGGACGUGCGCACCUACCAGACGUGGGUCUUCUCCAUAGUGGCGGCAUGUGUUGUGGGCCUCAGCGGUGUGUUCCCGCUUCUGCUCGUGCCUCUUGACACUGGUGUCAAGCAGAACCGCAAUGGAUGCCGUACACUUAAGCUGCUGCUUAGCUUUGCUGUUGGUGGCCUUCUAGGCGAUGUGUUUUUGCACCUUUUACCAGAAGCUUGGGGACGUCUUCAGAGAGCAGGUGCCGAGAGUCCCGCACAAGCACACUUGACACUCGGCCUGUGGGUGCUGUUGGGUGUCUUUACCUUCAUCAUACUCGAGCUGGUCUUCUCAGCCACAGGGCCCAAUGUGGAGCAAACUUUUUCCCACUCUGAUGUCCACCGGAAUGGUCUUGACAAGCCAUUCUCAACAGUGCAAAACUUCAAAGCCAUUCACGUUACUGGUUACCUAAACCUUAUGGCAAAUGGCAUUGAUAACUUCACUCACGGCUUGGCAGUGGCUGCUAGUUUCCUUGUUGGCAUUAAGAUGGGAAUGGUGACUACAUUGGCCAUUCUUAUACAUGAAAUUCCACACGAAGUUGGAGACUUCGCCAUACUCUUAAAAUCGGGCUUCAACCGAUGGGAUGCUGCCAAGGCCCAAGUCAUCACAGCAGCUGUUGGGGUGGCCGGUGCAGUGACUGCUUUGUCUGCAGACUCACUUGAAGACAUGGACACAUCCACAUCCUGGAUACUGCCUUUCACUUCUGGAGGCUUUUUGAACAUAGCGUUGGUCAGUGUGCUGCCAGACCUCCUCAAAGAAGAGGACCCUUGGCGGAUGCAAACAGGCCUGCACCAACGGGUACACACUACAGACUGGCGUCAUGAGAUGGACGGCCGAUGCCUUCGGAAAGCAUUGCAGAGUGCAUGAGCGGGGCUAUUUCUUUAGUCAUGCAGGGAAUCAAGCAAGCAACUGGGGUGUGUAUGCAGUGGAAUUGCUGUGAUGGCAGCUAUGCAAGCAUUUCUGGAAUAGUAAUCCAGGCCAUAUGAAACAAGGUGCCCAAAACUAGUCACCGAGCCAGUCAUGGACAAAGUCACUUCUGGGAAGUUUUAUUCUUGUCACAUGGUACAAUAAUACAUACUUUAGCAAACU